Molecule: messenger RNA, 1111 nt
Organism: Callithrix jacchus (white-tufted-ear marmoset)
Lineage: Eukaryota; Metazoa; Chordata; Mammalia; Primates; Cebidae
Gene: PNOC
Product: prepronociceptin
Biological process (GO): neuropeptide signaling pathway; sensory perception; chemical synaptic transmission
Cellular component (GO): dendrite; plasma membrane; neuronal cell body
Molecular function (GO): opioid receptor binding
Source: RefSeq, a predicted model, not a curated record
GUUGCUCAAGGAGACUCCAGGAUUUGGGGUCUGCCUCGUCACUGUCACCAAGAGGCUUUUUUUCCUGACUUGCCAGAGCUCCCCGUCAGUCCUCGCAGAGCCUCUGGAAGCACAGGGAAGGCAGCUGUGGGAUCCUGGCUGAACAGAGUCCAGCACCUGCUUUCUGCUCCUGCUCCUGCACCAUGAAAGUCCUGCUUUGUGACCUGCUGCUGCUCAGCCUCUUCUCCAGUGUGUUCAGCAGUUGUCAGAGGAACUGUCUCACAUGCCAGGAGAAGCUCCGCCCAGCCCUGGAUGGCUUCGACCUGGAGCUGUGCAUCCUCGAGUGUGAAGAGAAGGUCUUCCCCAGUCCCCUCUGGACUCCAUGCACCAAGGUCAUGGCCAGGAGCUCCUGGCAGCUCAGCCCAGCUGCCCCAGAGCACGUGGCGGCCGCUCUCUACCAGCCCAGAGCCUCAGAGAUGCAGCAUCUGCGGCGAAUGCCCCGUGUCCAGAGCCUUUUCCAGGAGCCUGAAGAGCCCGAGCCUGGCAUGGAGGAGGCUGCUGAGAUGCAGCAGAAGCAGCUGCAGAAGAGAUUUGGGGGCUUCACUGGGGCCCGGAAGUCAGCCCGGAAGUUGGCCAACCAGAAGCGGUUCAGUGAGUUUAUGAGGCAGUACUUGGUCCUGAGCAUGCAGUCCAGCCAGCGCCGGCGCACCCUGCACCAGAAUGGCGUCCAGGUGAUCCCCCAAACAGCAUGUGUCCAGCCCCAGACCUGCCGCCUGGGAACCAGGAUUCCUUCUUCCCCAAGGCACUGAGGACCUGCAGACCCAGCAGGCUUCAUUUGCCUCCAGAACCUCCCCGUCUGGUUGUUCCUCCCCAGCCCCUGGCAUGUUUCACCACAGCCCUGUUGCUACAUCAGAGUGUAUUUUUGUAAUUCCUCCAGCUACCAUUGCAAUGGCCCCGUCUCUCCUGCUCACCCGCCUCGUCCCCCUUCUAGGGGCAGGUGAAAGGAAUAGGAAAUCGAGCCUGGGGCUUUGACUCACCACUGCCAUAACUUGUUUGUAAAGGAGCUGUUCUUUUUGACUGAUUGUUUCAAACAAUGAUUUCUCCAUUAAACUUCUACUGAGCAAAUGGUUAA